Molecule: messenger RNA, 1095 nt
Organism: Uncinocarpus reesii 1704
Lineage: Eukaryota; Fungi; Ascomycota; Eurotiomycetes; Onygenales; Onygenaceae
Exons: 2
Coding region: 1-1095 (364 amino acids)
Source: RefSeq, a predicted model, not a curated record
AUGGCCAUGCACCAAGCUCCCUUUCUUCUAUCUCUUCCAAAAUCAGCGGUUUGCCGGCGUCGAAAGCGGCCACCGAGCAGUGACGUCAUUUCCGGCCUGAGCCUCAACGCCUUCCGUCUGAUCUUCACGUCGCUUUUUCGCCGCGCGCAUGGCGAGCCGCCAACGAGAUGCACGCCCGCUGCUUGCCAUCAUCCGGAGCCGGAGCACGGACAGCUCGCUUCGAUACACACAAUCCCACGGCGAGGUAACUCUGCUACUGAUCUCGCGCGAUUCUGCAGCACACCCGUUGGCAUGGACCCUGCUUUGGACCAGAGCCAGACCCAGAAUGCCUCUGCGUCGGGUGACUUUCUGCCCGCGUAUAAUGCUCCGUCUGUGCCGCUGGCGCCACCUCCAGAUUACGAGACAGCCGUGGGUGCCAAUCCCCCAACACCAGCAUCGCAACAUGGAAUUACCAACCACAAACCGUUAACGCUGAGUAUCGAGGGGAAAUACGUUUACUCCUCGCUCUCAAAGCCAGAUCCGAUCUACAGCCUCACACAUGAACUUGAUGGCCACGAACUAAGCCUCCAGGGCAUCCUCUUGACGCGGCUCGAUCAAAAUCCCGUCCGGCGGAUGCGCACGACUGUGAAGCGAGAUGUGUUUGCUUUGCGAGCCCCGCCAGCGCUGCAUAUAGGGCCCACGAAAUAUGAAAUUGACGGCUUGCGGUAUCUGUCUGGGAAGAAUGGUUAUAUGACCAAGAAGGUCAGCAGAACCGGCAUGGGGUGGACAGUGGGUGGGCGCGGCUUGCCCUCCUUUGUGCUCCGCCCUAGCACCUCAGCCGAUUCUGACGCAGAGCUAUACGAAUGGCGGGAUAGAACAAACGACCAUUACAUUGCCACGGAAACCCGGCGGCGCUGGGAUAAGCAGAACAAAGUUGAAAUAUCACCGCCCACUCUGGAGUUGCGGAUUGGGGCGAAUGUGGAUAAAGGCUACCUCGAUUUCCUCGUGGCCGCGUGGUGCAUGCAUAACUGGAGGGAGGCCAAAGAUAUCACCAAAGAACCACUUAGCUGGGAAGAAUGUAAGCGCCCGUUUGCUAUCCACUUACCAUCGAAUUAG